UCAAGCUCUUGAGGCCUGGGUUGCAGACCGUUCCUGUCGAUCGUCGAAUUAGGGAGGAGGAUUCGUCAGCUCUGCGUCUCCAUCAACAGGGGAGAUACCAUGUACUUGAGUAGGUUGGUGCCGGGGUAUAAAUUGGCCCUUCUGUGCCUGUUGAUCCUCCAGCAGCAGCAGCAGCUCGUCUCAAGCCUCCUCUUCUCUUCUCUCUACAAGCCACAAUCCCUUCUUCACAUAACCCCAAACCAAGUAAAACACAAUGCGUUCUCUCCCAUCCACCUCCGUGACCCUCCUCACCACCCUCCUCUCCCUGGGUACAACAACAACCGCCACCCCUAGCCCUAACUGCGCCAACAGCACCAACCCCUACACCCUCUACCCGGUGACCACCAACAUCACGAUCCCCGAGAUCGCCGCGCGCACCAACCGCAGCCUCUGCGACAUCGCGCGCCACAACCUGAUGGCCGACCCUCUCAUCCCGCCCAACAUCGGGCAGACCAUCGUCAUCCCACCCCUGAGCUGCGCCUCCUCCCCCCCGGACAACGAAUCCUGCCUGAUCCCCAACCUCACGCGCACGGCGCUGUGCAUCAACGGCGGACCGCGCCUCUACUACACCGUCCACGGCGACACCUACGACAUCAUCGCGCGGCGGCUGAACAUCUCCACCGCCGCGCUGAUGGGCAACACCUCCACCUCCACCGCCGAGGCCUCGUCGGCCGACGCCCUGCUGGAGGUCGGGCAGUUUAUCAAGGUGCCCCUGUGCGAGCCCAGCCAGUGCAGCAUCAAGCCGUUCACGCUAGAGUACGGCGUGUACAAGGACCUGGCGGAUGAGUAUGGCACGACCGUGGGCCAGAUUAUGAUGCUGAGCCCCACGUAUAAUUACAGUACGUCGCUGAUGACCGGGAACACGCGGCCGACGCUGGAUUUGCCGUUCAACUGUUCGGUUACCGGGGAUGAUGUGGUGGUGGUUGAUUAG
Messenger RNA from Aspergillus aculeatinus CBS 121060, 970 nucleotides. RefSeq lists its product as uncharacterized. The coding region runs from base 254 to 970 and encodes 238 amino acids. NCBI's taxonomy places the organism in Eukaryota, Fungi, Ascomycota, Eurotiomycetes, Eurotiales, Aspergillaceae. The transcript has a single exon. The record is from RefSeq and is a predicted model, not a curated record.